AUGGCUUCACUCAACCCCAUCCCACCAUCCAUGUUUUCCGGUGUUCUGCUUCCCCUGGGUCUCCUCCUCCCCUGCUUGUCUGUGUGGGUGUGGCAGGGGCGCGGCUUCCUCAUCAGGCACCUGGUCUCACUCUCCACUCUGCACUCUGCACCUGUCAACAAUCACCUAAUCAACCCACAGUACAAGAACACCAGCUUUCCUGCAAGUCCUUGCCAGAUUGUUCUGCCUACCAGUUGUGCCAGCCUCCCAUCGAGCCAUCCUCACGCCGCCUCAGCUCAUUCCUCCAGCCACUCCACCCUGCUCAGCAGCCUGCCUUUCCCCUGCCUUCUCCAGCACCCUCACCACCUUUGUUAUAAUAAAUCCACCUGCUUUUCAACCACCAUCCAGCUGUGUCUGUGUCUGCAUCUGGGUCCUAACCAACAGCCCUCACAGAACAAUCUGGCCGCCAUGGACCCAGCAGACACAGAUUCACUCCGCCAAGCUUUGGCCUCCCAGGGUGCUCUGGUUGGACAACAUGACAAAGUCCUCCAUGAAUUGGUGGAGAAUCUGCGAGCCCUUUCCUCCAAUGUCAUUCGACUCGGCAGCCAAAUGGACCAGGUCAACGCCCAUCUCACAGCCUCAUAUGCCUCGUCUGCCACAGUAGCUUCACCAGCUGACCCCCCACCAGCGCUCCCCACGCCUCCACCAGGGCAUGCCACCCCAGCCCCACUAGCCCCUGAGUUGAGAAAAGUUUUUGACCAUCCUGUUCAGGGUAAAGAGGCUGCUAACCGUCUCCUCUCCCUCCGUCAGGGCUCUAAAUCAGUCGCAGAGUAUGCAGUUGAGUUUAGGAUCCUGGCAGCAGAGAACAAUCGUCUUCGUGAACGCUGUAGGGAGAGAACCGGCCGCCCACAUGCCCCCACUUCUCCAUUCCUGUCCAAAUCUGCCCCCCGGGUGAUCCCAGACAGCCAGUCCUUCAUCAGCCAGCCCCUCAGUUCCUCAGCUCCACCCUCAAUGGAAGAGCCCAUGCAGUUGGGACGAGCUUGCCUCUCACCCUCAGAGCGCCAACGGCGAGUCCAGGCUGGUGUGUGUAUCUAUUGUGGCAAGGCUGGCCACUUCCUCGCCUCUUGUCCUCACCUGCCAAAAGAUUAG
Messenger RNA from Sebastes umbrosus (honeycomb rockfish), 1128 nucleotides. RefSeq lists its product as uncharacterized. Gene Ontology annotation, molecular function: nucleic acid binding; zinc ion binding. The coding region runs from base 1 to 1128 and encodes 375 amino acids. NCBI's taxonomy places the organism in Eukaryota, Metazoa, Chordata, Actinopteri, Perciformes, Sebastidae. The record is from RefSeq and is a predicted model, not a curated record. The transcript has 5 exons.